Molecule: messenger RNA, 985 nt
Organism: Glycine soja
Lineage: Eukaryota; Viridiplantae; Streptophyta; Magnoliopsida; Fabales; Fabaceae
Exons: 2
Coding region: 365-778 (137 amino acids)
Source: RefSeq, a predicted model, not a curated record
AUUAAUAACUGAGAAAAAACAAAACCCUAAUAACCCAACAACAUUCCCUAUAUAAAGACCCGCUCCGUUGCAUGUGGAAGAAAUCAAGUCUUUGUUGUUUCUGAGGCUCCCCUCACCUCUCUCUCCGAAAUCCCCAAAUUGCCUGUGAAUGCUAGAAACCCUAGGCACGUUCGAUUUGAUGCUCUCCCAUUUGCAAUCAAGGGCGAGCGCAUUCGGUUCUUGCACGCAAGGCUGGUACUACCGCUGCAUCGGCCUCGAUCCCUGAAUUCAUCAUUCUUUCUCGCACCAUCUUUUUCUAUUCCGAUUCGAUUUGUUGUUGUUGUUGUUGUUGUGUUUUUGUUUCCUUCCUUGACGAAUCAUCACGAUGUUGAUGAGCAAGCAGAAGAAGAGCCAGAUCCAGAACGCGAAGAGGUUGUUGAUAAGCAUCAAUGUGCUGGGGAGCGCGGGGCCCAUUAGAUUUGUGGUAAACGAGGAGGAGCUUGUGGCGGCGGUGAUAGACACCGCCCUCAAGUCCUACGCCCGUGAGGGGAGGCUUCCCGUCCUGGGAAACAACACCACCGGUUUCGCGCUUUACUGCCCCCAUCUUGGAUCCGAUGCUCUAAGUCCUUGGGAUAGAAUUGGAUCGCAUGGGGUACGAAAUUUCAUGCUGUGCAAGAAGCCAGAGGGUGUGGCGGAUGCAGAUGGAGAUGCAAGUGGGAUUUCGCGCAGCAGCAGGGGGAUUGGGAGCUGGAAGGCUUGGUUCAACAAAUCCCUCAACCUCAAGAUUUCUACCCACUGAUUCGAUUAAUCGAAUAAAAAAACUCUUGGGGAAUUGAACAUGAUGCCUUUUGUGGUGAAUGAAUGCCACUAUUAUCAGUAAUAUGUAUUUCUUUGCUUGUUUCUCUUCUCGCUAGCCCGAGAACCCUCUUUAGGAAUUUGUUCAACUUUGAAUUUUAGGUUUUGAUUUUUAUGGAAUAAUAAAAUUCUAGUUUUGAUUCCUCAUUUC